GUAUUAUCCGGGCAGAACAUAAACACUGCAAAAGAAAACUCAAACAAACGAGGAAGGAAAAGGUCAAAACAAAACAUGGAUGCUACAAACAAAGAAAUGAAGUCGAUUGACAUAAGUGGCAAAGGAUUAAACAAAAUCCCGGAAGAUGUAUGGGAACAGACUUCUUUGGAGAGCAUUAUAAUUGGAUCGGGCAAUAACAUACAGGCUUCAGAAAAGUACAAGCUGCUUGAUACAAUCCCUACAAUAAAAAAGAUAGAUGAACAGGACAUUAGCACAAUGAGACAUGGCAUUGACAACUUAGUAGAAAUAUUUACUCGCCGGCUCGAAGAACUUUUCUUAACAAAAGCUGCCAGUGCCAUAUAUUGCGAAGAGAUUAGUGAGGAAGUUAGAAUUAAAAAGAUGGUAGAACUGGCUAAGACUACCAUCAAAGCAGGACCAGACGCUCUUAUGGACUUCAAAGAUUACAAGCUUGAAAAGAUGAUAAGGGAAAAUUAUGAAGUUUAUGUAUCCCAAGCUCUGGAGAAAUCAAUGAAAAUAAAAACAGACAAAGAAAAUUAUGCUCCACCAUCAAAAAAGUCAAAAAAAGGUACAAAAGGAAAAGGCAAAACCUCAAAAAAUACUGGCAACCAAUCUAAAUUAACAUUGUCAUAUUUACUUCAAACUCAUUCUAAAAAUAAUGAUCCAAAAGACACGAAAACAAAAGUUUGGAUGUGUGAGUUUGAGCCUAAUGCUGAACAACCCGGCAAAACAACGAAUAUAGUUGCAACAUGUGGGGGAGAUUCCAUUUGCUUUAUUGACUGUGAUACUGGUAUGGCUAUCAAGAAAUACAAAGAAAUAGGAGAGGAGUUUUAUUGCAUAUGUUGGACUGUUAUACGUUUUAAGAAUGAACUUACUGGUUUCGAUCGUAAAGUUUCAAUGCUAGCUGCUGCUGGUGUUAAAGGCGAUAUAAAACUUAUUGAUACAUUUAAUUUGGUGUGUUUUAAAAGUGUUUCGCAUCAUAAAAAGCCGGUGGAUGCAUUACUGUUUCAUCCGGUUGAACAAAACUGGAUGUUUAGUGGAUCUGAAGAUAAAACAAUUGUCCUCUGGGAUUUGGGAAUACCUUUCUCAACAGACAACAGAGCAGCAAAAAAAUUGUUGACGUUACGAGCCAGCUCGUCGGGUACAGUACGUCAAAUUGCCAUUCUUCCUCAUGGAAAAGUCAUGUUGGGUGCGUGCGAUGAUGGGUUGCAUGCAUGGAAUGUGGAAAAUAUAUCAAAUGGCGUGAGGAACCCAACGUAUAAAUUUCACUUUACAAAAAACCAACUUCAACCAUUGGACUCUGCGAAUUGUUUGACCAAUGAUUUGUUAGCUGUCAAGCGGGUGGAAGAAGGACUCAUACACAUUUUUCAUUCCUCUUCGGAAUUUCUAGAGAACGAUUUCAGUAUUAUAUAUUCUCUAACAUGGAGGCUGACAGAAACUCCUUUCUUGAAAUUUAAUUUUAAUCCAGACACGAGUACACUUACAGCUGGUGAUGAUGAAGGAACUAUCUGGAUGUACUAUUUAGAUGAAUUGAUAGCUGCAUCAAAUGCGAAAAAAAAUAUAAACGGAUUUUCUUUGCCUUCAGCUGAGGGUACACCUCUUUUUUUCUGCGAAAAGGGGAGAAUAUUUGUAGCUGUUGUCAUCAUGGAACCCCUCGCAUUUUUGAAUUGUAUUAUUUGCUUAUUUCCACCGCUAUCAUUCCAAAUGUGUAUUCAAACUAUUUUGUUUCAUUGGAUCAACACUAUGAUUCACGAAAUAUAUUGUUGACAAGCUUACUAUAAUGGUGUCAAACAUGUAGGAAAAACAUGCCCAUCCCUGAUUUCUUGAUUUUGUCAUGACAGUUUAAAAUCCCAUCCUCUGAUUGACGAUAUCUGUCCAAUUAAGUUAAGCCAUACAAUUUAAAGUAUUCCCUUUCUUGAACCUAUUUUACAGUUUGAAAUACUUUGUCGUUAUUUUAAACAAACUGCGAUUUGAAUUAGAUAUUACGUCCAUUCAUGGUAACAGCAUUUAGAUAACAGAUUCUUUGAUUCGUAAUGUUAACUAAAUUACCGGACAAAUCGAAUUCAAAUCCACGUCCCUCAAACUUCUUGGUUUCUAGCUUUUCUAGUUACAAUAUCGCUCCACCAUCUGUUCUUGAGACGAAUCGUCAAUUCGACAUUACUCUCGUAGAUCAACUCUGUUCUUUACUACGCCGAAUCAGCAUGUGUGUGAUGAUCAAUAUCUAUUCCAAAUAUUAUCACAAAUCAAUGCAUAAUCUUUGAAAAACAAUAUUUUGCCGAAAACAUUUUCUGGAUAGGUAAUACAUUAGGAUCUCUUUUUUACUGCUAUACGGAGUGUUUUUCAGUGAGAUUUAUUUGUACUGCUCAUUUGCUCUAAAUUUAUGCACUCAAAACUGCUCAUUGGAACUUCAAAUAGUUGUUAUUUCAUGUUACUGCUCGCAAAUUGCGGCUUCUGGGCUUCGUGAGGACCGGGUUUUGUUAGAAAAUAAGUUUUUAUGACGUGGUUGUAAAUUUCGCACAUAGACUGAUUGUUUUUGGGGUUCUUGCAUAUCUGCUUCACAAUACGGACAAAGCAAAUUUAUGUAGAUUUUAUCUUUAUCAAGUAGUUCUGAAUUCUUUCAUUUUCUGAUUGGUGUAUGUUAACAAACGUCAUUCCAUGUAAUGAUGGAUUUAGUUUUUUGGUGACAAAUUAAUUUCAAUUUUUCAACGCAUUUACUUCAAAAUGGGAGCUACAGUCACACGCUGUGUCCAUAAUACUCGUGAAUAUCCUAUUCACUUUGUGUUUUUUUUGCUGGUUUCUAAAAUAUUCAAGUUAAUGAGGAAUUUUUGUAACUAGAGAUUGGUAAUGUCAUAAGAGGCAUAAAGUGCUCUGAAUAACAUUGUUUUUGAUCUAGCUAGUGGGUAAGAUGAUAGAGCGUCGAGUUGUGACAGUGAUUGUGCAUGCGAUUUGACGUGGCGGUAACAGCUGGGAUGUCAACAACGACCUUGUCAUCAGGAUCAUAGAGAUGGUCCUUGGUUAGUCAGAGUUUAAUCUAACUACCCAGAGAUCUUUCUGCGGUUCGCUUCUCUGAAAACAUUGUUGCAUGGUUCUUUUUGCAUUAGGUUUUCUAGCUGAUGUGAAGGGUUUCCUCUGUUAUCACUGUUGAAGUGAUAUACGAGUUAACGUUUAGUUAGAUACAAAAUGCGUAUGCUGUUUCUAGAGUCAGAAUAUUCAGCGCAAUUCGUGUACAGAUAGGGAACGAUGCAAAUUAACAAUGAAUUUUUAAAAACAACAUGGUAAAAGGGAGCGUAAGCCAACAUUAGGGAGUAUAGUGAGGGGAGAGAGUUAAGUAGAUUUCCACUCAAAAACGAAUUGGAACGGGAAUCUCGGGAAUCCUUUCCCAUUAAAAUUGAAAGUUUAUUAUUUCAACUUUUCUUGCGGACAGAAACGGAAAAAGUAAAAAAAAUCAAGAAUAAUUAGCGGGUAGCCAAUCAAAUUUUUAGUAUUUUUGUUGGUCCGUUUCGUUUUGCUUCAAAAUCUACCUUUAGAAGUCAAUAUUGAUGCUAUUUUUAAUAUUUUUAUUUCUGUUCUUAGCGCUUAAAAUGCGACAACAAACUUGCAAAAAUCUUUAAUCACGUGACCACCUCAAGUGAUAAUAGCCACGUGGUUGGAGUUAGCGACAAUAAUGUUGUGGCGAUCUGGAAGAAGUAACUGGAGAGGGAAAAAUUGUAAAUUCUGUAAAGCCAUUUACUUUUAUUUUAUAUUUUAACAAAUAAUUUAUUAUUCUUUAUGUUACUGUCCCAUUUUGUUUUCGCAAAAAUAUUUUGUUGCAAUCGAAUUUGUUGAUCUCGACGCCUGAUUCGAAUAACGACAUUAGACAUUGUAUUUACGUAUUUUGUUGCAAAUUCUGUUUUGAAAACUUCGGUUUUCAUCCCUCCAAUGUAGUGAGGGAAACGUUUGAAUUUUUGUUAACUUGUUGACAUAAUUUCUUGACACGCUCCUCCCUCCUUACGCUUUUUCAAUUUCUUGACACCCCCUCCACUCUUCCGAAUUUGGUCAAUUUCCUGACACCCUCCUCCCCUCUUGCGAAUGUGUUCUCAAGAUAGAGGUCCAUUACAAAUAUCAUUUCUCACGCAAACUCCCCGUUUAAGUAACGCUUUUAUUUUUCAUCAGAAUUAUUUGAAGAACGUUGAACAUUUUUUAUUUCAUUUUUAGGAUAGAUUUUUUAUCCUUUGUACAUUUUUUUUAUUUUGAUAAAAACAAAAAUUGUUUAGUA
Hydractinia symbiolongicarpus is the source of this 4273-nucleotide messenger RNA. RefSeq names its product leucine-rich repeat and WD repeat-containing protein 1-like. Lineage: Eukaryota; Metazoa; Cnidaria; Hydrozoa; Anthoathecata; Hydractiniidae. Bases 76 to 1785 code for a protein of 569 amino acids. The record is from RefSeq and is a predicted model, not a curated record. Gene Ontology annotation, molecular function: protein binding. The transcript has 15 exons.